This is a messenger RNA of Entelurus aequoreus (snake pipefish), 2455 nucleotides long. RefSeq names its product synaptonemal complex central element protein 2 (gene syce2). Bases 643 to 1098 code for a protein of 151 amino acids. The record is from RefSeq and is a predicted model, not a curated record. Gene Ontology annotation, biological process: synaptonemal complex assembly. Lineage: Eukaryota; Metazoa; Chordata; Actinopteri; Syngnathiformes; Syngnathidae. The transcript has 8 exons. Gene Ontology annotation, cellular component: central element.
CGAUCCAAUACUGCCAUCUGUAGGCUGCAGCUUGGAUCGAUCCGCACACCACGAAGAAAGUAUUGGACAUGACUGCAACGAUUUAAGAGUCAUUUGCAUUUAUUUUCGUUCAUAAUAUUUAAAUGAUUUCAAAGACGGACUACAUCAGGGGUCCCCAAACUUUUUUCACUUUAUCGAUGGAAACAUGCAUCUUUAGACAAUAUGAGCGGCUAGGAGACACCGACAGUAACAAGCGGUAGAAAAUGGAUUAGAAAGGACAAAUGUAAAAAAAUUUUAAAAAUCAUCUUUUUUAAACUUGGGACUUCCCGUGGGCCGGAUUUUGGACGCUGGCCGGCCGUAUUUUGUGGACCCCUGGACCACAUUGUUCGACAGUGUUUGAAUGAAAGUUUUUAGAACACCGCCGCUGAAGACAGCAGCAAGUUGACAACAAAGCUUGUUAGCAAUUAGCCGCUAGCAGUGUUUGGUCAAUAAAGUUCAUUACACCACUGAAGACAGCAGCAGGCAUGAGUUAUUGAUACAAUGUGCACAACCUAGCUAGUUAGCAUUUAGCCGCAAACAGAGUUUAAUCAAUAAAGCUUUUACAUCACUAAAGACAGCAACAGGCACGAGCAGAUUACCUCAACUGAGUCUGAGUGAUUGGUUAUGGACUUUUUCUUCGACGAACUUCCCUUACAUUCAACCCAGAAAGUGGGAUGUGCAGAUCCACAAAUGGUAAAAGAGACAGAGCCUGGGCCAAGUGUGAGCAGGCCUGACAUUCAAGAGGAGAAUUCCAACUCCAUUGUGAAUGACAUCAGCAGAAGAGUGCAGGAUCUGGUGCAGAAGGUUCACGACCGCCGCACCAGUGACCAGAAAGAAAUCGAAGACUUUCAAGAGACAAUACUGGAGAAGGUGACCGAGAUGUGCCAGCAGAUGAAGCAGGACAUGUACAUAGCCUAUGAAGAAAACAGUGGUGUGAUGGAGGUGAAGCUGCAGGAGUUGACUGAGGUACUAGAGAGAUGCUCAGUUCUCCAAAAUGAGCUCAUGGAAGCCAGUAGCGUACUGGCAAACAUUCGAGAGAACCUCGCCAUCGACCAGCCGUCACAACCGGCAACAGAAUAGGUCAAGUUCCCUAACAUUGUUCUCAGGUUCAUGCUCCUGGUUAGUUAUUUCUACCUCUUGUCAGUCAGAAAAUAUUGAUGGCCUUGGAACUUUUGAAGCAACAGUUCAGAUUUCAGCUUGUUUCCCUCAGCAGUCUUUGAUAUUUUCCUGUUCCACUGUGAUGUAGGAGCAUAAGCGUUUGUAUGGGAAGGCUCACAAAGACAAAAACCAACACAAGUUAGAGGGGAACAGUUUUAUUGUGGCCAACCUCGUUUUGCAAGUCACAUGACAAUAUCACAAAAUAAAACGCAUCUCUUCAGCAUUAUACUUCAAAUUUUCCUUGUCAAAAACCGAAAUACAUUAGUUACACUUUAGACUGUACAAAUAUGACUAACUUGGACCCAAUGAUUUUCUUUGUUGACCUAAAUAUUGACCUGGCACAACAACUAUAAAGUGUUUUCCAUGCAUUAUAUUUUAGUAAUGUAAAAUAUUUUCCAAGUUAAAAAUGCGCCCUGCAGAGUGCUCAGGUUUGUCCACCAAACAAUCCCUAAAAACCUUGGGUUCAUCAGCUAGUGAAAUGCAGUGGUACCUAAGUAUUCAAAUUUGUAAUUUAUUCCAAAAUGAUUUGUAGAAAAACUGAAGCACUUUCCAACUGAAAAUGUAACUCUAGUUAAUUCAUUCUAAGCACCCAAAUAUGUUUCCACAAAACACUUUUAUAGAGAAUAAUUAUAGUUUAACAUGCAGAAAACAAUUCAAAAUGCAUAUGAAAUUGAUAAAUAAAUACUUAACGUCACUUUUACCUUUAUUGAAGACAAUCCCUACCAACACCAUCUUGGUACUUUGCUUCGACUACUUUCUUUAAAUUCAAUAGUGUUUCUCACCUUAAUAUUCAAAGUGUAGCACUUGUGGUGGAUCCAAGAAUGCAUGGACAGCGGCUGUGUGUUUACAUCAGCUGAUGCGAUCAGGCAGCUUUGCUCUUGACAGAACUACAGAGCACAGUUGAUUUACUGUAACGGUGUGCGUGUUCAGUGACACUCUAAUAACACAGACUGCUCUCAUUGUCUUUGAUUGGACUAUUACUGAAUGCUGCAACUUUAUUCGGAUCUACUGUGUGGUAUUUUGCAGCUGUACUCAAUAAUAAAAGCACAAAACAAAAAGUGAUUAGUCGUCCUGAAACACGAACCGAAAAGUGGUUAGUGGUUCCGAAACCAAGACCUAUUUUUGGUGAACAUUUUUAUCUAACCCAGGGCGUUUGAAAACUGAUUGACCAUUGUCUUUUCAUUCAAUCUCAAAAUGUGGUGUUCACCAGGUUGCGAAUUAUUCACAUUCCAUUUUAAAAAUGCUACUUUCCGACUGUAAAAGACUGUAGUCCAGUUAU